Molecule: messenger RNA, 1625 nt
Organism: Panonychus citri (citrus red mite)
Lineage: Eukaryota; Metazoa; Arthropoda; Arachnida; Trombidiformes; Tetranychidae
Product: sentrin-specific protease 6-like
Exons: 7
Coding region: 27-1280 (417 amino acids)
Biological process (GO): protein desumoylation
Cellular component (GO): nucleus; cytoplasm
Molecular function (GO): SUMO-specific endopeptidase activity
Source: RefSeq, a predicted model, not a curated record
CAAAUUCAGACAAUUUCGUGUUUAACAUGGAGGUUAAUCAAACUUUAUCAGUUCACAACAAUUCUGUCUUAUUCGGUAUUCAUAAAUUCACCUGUAAAGAGAUUCAUUUAAUCUCAGCAGGUAUUAAGUUUGUUCGAGUUUCUUCACCAGGAAGACCGAAUUUGGCCAUUACCAUUUCUCCAAUUGAUAUACAAAGAGCCUAUUUCGAUAGUAGAACAGAAUUGUUAACCCUGAUCAUAGAAACUGUUCCAAGUUCGAGUUUCAAAAUAUGCGAAUCAUUACAAAUACAACGGAAUCAAGGUGAUCACAUGGAAGGAACCAUUCGUGUGGCAGUGCAAUUGAACGGAAAGAAUGAAGAAAUUCAAAAUCUAUUGGAAGAGUAUUUCGCCACCUUCAAUACUGUCACUUGGAAACUUGAUAGAAAUCUAUCUGUUAGUGCUCAUCAAUACUUCGACUUAUUAAAUAACUCUUCUCAACAACCGACAGUAAAAUCUUCAACUGAUGAUCGUCUCUUCAGUUAUCCACCUAUUGACGAAGUUGAACAUAUCUCAAUCCGUCAAUCGGAUCUCGUAUAUCGAAAAGACUUAACAUCCCCAGACAUCGCCGAAAGAUGCUACAUUUUCAGUUCAUCUCUUUACUACAAUCUUACCCGUAAAUGGCGAGCAUCGAAGUGUGGUUUCAGGGGCAUAAGAAUACACCACAAUAGAGUGGAGAAUUGGACAAAAAAUGUGAACAUUUUCGAAAAGGACUUUUUAAUUAUACCAAUUCAUAAAUUCUGUCAUUGGUUUUUGGCAAUCAUUUGUUAUCCAAGAAAAGUUCCUCUCAUGGACAAAGCAGCAUUCAAUGCGAAAAGUUCAAAAAGGCCUCGCAUACUUUUCAUGGACUCGACUCAACUAGAUCAUCGUAAAUCUGGAUUAUCUGGACCAUUACGACUCUUUCUAGCUAAAGAAUGGGAAUCAAAGAAAACGACUGAGAAAAGUUUUAGUAAAAGUGUAAUGCCUGAUAUUUAUCUCAAAGUGCCUAAGCAAACAAAUCAAUUCGACUCAGGUCUCUAUGUACUACAAUAUAUCGAGAAUUUCCUUAGAAAUCCUGAUCAUUUACUUGAAAAAGUUUCCAAAGACCCGGCUAUUAAUCUAGAGGAUUGGUUCUCUCACAGACUGGUUUCGGCUAAACGACGAACUAUUGAAAGAUUAAUUAAACAACAGCAAAAAGCUGAAGAAAUCAAGAAAAAUAGUCUUUGCGAAAUUGAUGAUUGCAAUUCUUCUUCUUCUUCUGAUUAACUUUUACGCACUAAUUCUUGAAAAAAUUUAAUUGUGACCAGAGUGUUUUUUCAUCCAUAAAGUUAUCAUCUUUUAAUGAACUUUUCAUUAUUUUAACUUUAAAGUUUUGUGAUUGUCAAACUUUUCUAUCGAAAAAAAAGUUUCAAAUCUUAUCAAUCAAACAAUCUUCAUGUAAGAAUCACAACCGGGAUAAAGAAGCAAGAAUAAUCCCAUCCAACUCAUAACAUGUUAACCACCCGGUUUAAAAGGGAUCCUCGGAGGAAAGGUUUCAAAGGUUUCACCCCAAUUCUUAUUAGAAUCUGAUGGACCUUUAAAUGGUGUAUUAGGUUUAAAUACAAGGAUAUU